CGCCGAAACAAACCACCGCCGGCCGCCGAGUUUAGCCACCGAGCUGCGCGUGCGCAUCCAACGGGCUGGCGUCAGGACGCGCCCGCUUCCAGCGACCUUUAUCCACUCUUUGACGAGCCUCCUGUCCUGAUCUCUCUCUCCCACGGAAGCUUUGUCCAUCCCCACCUCUGGAAUCCAUCGCUCCUCGGCCCCAAACCGAACACCUCACGUGCGCGCCACCGCCUCGCCGGCUCCGCAGUCUCUCGGAAUGAUCUAGACCCUCGCUGAUCUGACGAGACCGAGGCGCGCGGCUCCCCGCUGUUCGCACCGAACCUCGCCGGCGUAGAGGGGCACGCAGGCGCGCUGCGAGUUCGUCCAUGGGGGCGCUCGUUUGGCUAAGACCGGCCGCCCGGGUCCUUGCUCCUGCCCCGCACAUCCCCACUGGUCCCUCCUCCGCGCACGAGGUGGUCGGCGGUGGUAUGAAGGGCCGGCCGCGGCGGGUGUCCGUUGCGCUCCGAUGCCCGGACCCGCGGGUGCUCCAGGCGGGGAGGUGGCGAUGGACGGUUGCGAGAUCGGAUGUCACCGCCGGUGGCGCCGCGGCUGCCGCCGGGCCAGAGGAUUCCUCGCAGGCGCUGCCAGACCUGCAGCUGGUUUCAAGGAUCAGAGGUGUCUUCUUCUACAUCGUGACUGCUGUUGCGGCAAUUUUUUUGUUUAUAGCUAUGGUUGUGGUUCAUCCACCUGUGCUGUUAUUUGACCGACACCAUAGGAGAGCUCAGCAUUACAUUGCGAAGAUUUGGGCUACUUUGACAAUUUCCAUGUUCUACAAGCUUGAAGUUCAGGGAAUGGAGAAUCUACCUCCAAAUAGUAGCCCUGCUGUCUAUGUUGCUAAUCAUCAGAGCUUCUUGGAUAUCUAUACCCUUCUUACGCUAGGAAGGUGCUUCAAGUUUAUAAGCAAGACCAGUAUCUUCAUGUUUCCAAUUGUUGGGUGGGCGAUGUAUCUCUUGGGUGUCAUUCCUUUACGGCGUAUGGACAGCAGGAGCCAGCUGGAAUGUCUUAAACGGUGUGUGGACUUGGUGAAAAAAGGAGCAUCUGUAUUUUUCUUUCCGGAGGGGACUCGAAGUAAAGAUGGAAAGCUAGGUGUAUUUAAGCGAGGCGCAUUUAGUGUUGCUACAAAGACCGGAGUUCCUGUUAUACCUAUCACUCUUCUCGGGACAGGGAAGCUGAUGCCUCCUGGAAUGGAAGGCAACCUUAAUUCAGGUUCAGUAAAGGUCAUUAUUCACCGUCCACUUGAAGGGAAUGAUGCAGAGAAAUUAUGUUCUGAAGCAAGGAAUGUGAUAGCAGACACUCUUGUUCAGCAUGGUUAUGGAGUGCAAUAGAGCUGGUGCUUUUGCUUAUUAUAAUUGAUUAUAGAACCCAUCCCACGGCUCAAGGUCUGAAGGCAAAGAUUGUUUACAGGGAGUUAUGGAGAAGCUUGGAUAUCUAUAAUUAUGAGAUGUGUUACUCCUGUGAGUUUCGAAAUGAAGGUUCAUGCUGAAUCGCUACCUUCUUUCCGACCAAGUAGAGGUAUCAAGCAAGGAGAACAAUUUCACCAUAUCUUGUCAUCUGCAGAGAGGGUCUAUCGUGUUUGCUUAAAAGCUAUGAUGGUGGCUCGAUUGACAGAGUCAGGGUGAGCUACCAGGCACCAUGGAUUUAUCAUCUACUUUUCACUAUGACUGUUAUGCAUAAAGAUGAUGUUGGGAGUACCCGUAGACUAGAUAACAUCUUAGUGAGCUAUAGUAGAGCCGUAGAUGUUCAGGGCAGAAGGUAAACAAAACAAAAGAUCUCAAUUUUUUAUAGUCUGAAUGGUGUAAACCCGGUGAGGACUAUGGUGUGGAUUCUUCAGGCUGGCAGAGAGGUAAUCGGGAAAAUACUUGGGUCUGCCUACUGCUUCGGGCAGACUCAUGCAUAUACAAUUUGAGGCUUGAGCAUCUGGUAGAAAGAACAAGAUCUUGUGUCCAGGGAUGGUGUGAAAAGAAACUCUCCUGUGCAGAAAAUGAGGUGUUUAUUAUGUUGGCAAUCCAGUCUCUUCCAACCUAUUCUAUGAGUUGCUUCAAACUCACAAAUGGUUUAUGCUCCAAGCUGACGACGAUUGCAUCCAAGUACCGGUGGAGUCGAUCAUUAGAGAAGGAAUGCAUUGGCGGCCAUGGGAGAAGAUGAUAAGAAGGGAAUGCUCCAGGGGUUAAAGAACAUGCAUGUGCUUUGGCUUCCAGGUGAAAGCCUCUGGCUUCUAGGGUUUCAAUCUCUUGUUGGACACGAUGUAAGUGUUGCGGCACAUCUGUGAUUCUGUGUGCCAAAGAAGCUCUUAGCAUUAUCUCUUUUACUCUCUAUGAUGAUGUAAUUCCUGGUGUCUUGACUGGCGUUAUCCAGUCAGACUGUAACCAGUACCCUUUGUACACUUGUAUUACAAUGAAAGAAAAGCAGACUGAAGUUAUUCUGCAACUGCGCAAA
This is a messenger RNA of Brachypodium distachyon (stiff brome), 2466 nucleotides long. RefSeq names its product 1-acyl-sn-glycerol-3-phosphate acyltransferase 1, chloroplastic. Gene Ontology annotation, biological process: phosphatidic acid biosynthetic process. The record is from RefSeq and is a predicted model, not a curated record. Gene Ontology annotation, molecular function: 1-acylglycerol-3-phosphate O-acyltransferase activity. Lineage: Eukaryota; Viridiplantae; Streptophyta; Magnoliopsida; Poales; Poaceae. The transcript is spliced from 6 exons. Gene Ontology annotation, cellular component: membrane. The coding region runs from base 357 to 1355 and encodes 332 amino acids.